This is a messenger RNA of Drosophila erecta, 1760 nucleotides long. RefSeq names its product probable nucleoporin Nup58 (gene Nup58). The coding region runs from base 156 to 1712 and encodes 518 amino acids. NCBI's taxonomy places the organism in Eukaryota, Metazoa, Arthropoda, Insecta, Diptera, Drosophilidae. The record is from RefSeq and is a predicted model, not a curated record. Gene Ontology annotation, molecular function: structural constituent of nuclear pore. Gene Ontology annotation, cellular component: nuclear pore. Gene Ontology annotation, biological process: nucleocytoplasmic transport. The transcript is spliced from 2 exons.
UGCAACUUAUCGAUAUCAUCGAUAGUGUCAUCUCUGUCUUAGCAGUUAAACUACAGAUGCUUCGGCAUUAAACAAAAGUAAUUUUGGAAUUUUGUUGUAAAGAUAGUUUAGUUAUUCGAAAUUCCUGUAUAAAUCGCUAAGAGGGGUGUCUAAAGAUGUUUACGCCCAGCACGAACACCCCCAUUGGAGGCGCCACCGCUGCUCCCGGCGCUUUUGCUUUUGGCGCGCGACCGGCGACGACAACUGCUCCGCCUCCAUCCUUUGGAGCAGCCACCUCCACGACGUCCUUCGGUGCUGCUCUGGGCACCACUUCCUUGUUUGCAGCUCCGGCGGCCACUCCGGCCUUUGGAGCACCAGCUGCUACGGCUGCUUUUGGAGCACCUGCGUCCACGCCUGCUUUUGGCGCAACUUCAACUGCAGCGCCUGCUUUUGGCGCACCAGCAGCCACGCCGGCCUUUGGAGCGCCAGCAGCCACGCCGGCCUUUGGAGCGCCAGCUGCCGCGCCCGGUUUUGGUGCACCCGCCGCCACCUCCGCCUUUGGAGCACCAGCAGCCACGCAAGCAUCGGCCUUCGGAGCACCAGCACCAGCUGUGGGCACUGUGGCACCCACCUUCUCCUUCGCCACUCCGGCCACAAGUGCCCCGACCACCGCGCCGCCCGCCUUUGGAUUCGGCACUACCGCCACAACGGUGGCAGCUGCUAUGCCAGCAGCUCUCGGCUCCGGCAUUGGAUCCUUUGCCUUUGCCAAGCCUCAGGCCACCACGGCGGCCAGUUUAAACUUCAACACAACCACGACGACGGCUACGGCGCAGCCCUUCAAUACGGGUCUGAAACUGGGAACCACCAACGCGACGACAACCUUAGGAGGCGGAAUCUUUGGCAAGCCAGCGGGACAGGCAGCUGCCCCGGCAGCAUCUACUUUUGUGGGGCUCGGAGGGAUCGAUGUGAGCGCCACGCAGCCAAAGCUGGGGGACAACAAGCAGGACGGCAUCAAGAUUAAGGAAACCCAAGUGCCCGACGAGAUAGUAAAAACGGUGGAUGCCCUAAAAGUAUAUAUCAAGCAGCAGAAGACCAUUUCCUCCGACAUUGGACGGACUUCCACCUCCAAAUUCACGAAUGUGAGCCACGAGAUCACGAACUUGAAGUGGGCGCUGCAGAACAUGGCCAAUUCAGUGGAGGGCAGCAAUCAGCAGAUCCGCUUGAUGCGGCAAGAGACCGUCAAGGCAAUUCAAUCUCUGGAGAUGGCCCAACGCACGCAGGACACCCCUGCCGGUCUGCAGUUCGAAAACAGUGCUCCGUUCCAGUACUUUCAGUGCCUGGUGGCCAAGUACGAGCAGGAUUUGAUCGCCUUUCGCCAGCAGAUUGCUCUGACCGAACGCCACAUGCACGCGCUUUCCAAUCCGCAGAGUAUUUCGCCGGAGGACCUGAAGCGGGGCUUCCGCCAACUUAAUGAGAGCUUCAUCUCGCUGGCGGGACGUCUUCAUGAGGUGCAUCAGCGUGUGGAGGAGCAGAAGGAACACUACCUAAACCUAAGACGCUACCGCCUGCGAGACGCCACCAACGUUUUCGAGCGGAUCGACAAUCCUCCGCUGCCGUCGGCGGAACCUCAACGCAUUAGUAGCGGUCCAACGCCCUUCUCCAACAUCUCGGCUCUGAUGAACAAGUCCUAUGCAGCAGCGGCCAGUUCCGCCAGCAAUGCGGCAGCCAAGUGAGAAGGGCAACACACAUUUGCAAGUUUCAAUAUAUCGUUAUGUACAAUA